This is a messenger RNA of Ceraceosorus guamensis, 5542 nucleotides long. Its product is annotated as Pkinase-domain-containing protein. Gene Ontology annotation, biological process: protein phosphorylation. Bases 469 to 5187 code for a protein of 1572 amino acids. Gene Ontology annotation, molecular function: protein kinase activity; ATP binding. Lineage: Eukaryota; Fungi; Basidiomycota; Exobasidiomycetes; Ceraceosorales; Ceraceosoraceae. The transcript has 2 exons. The record is from RefSeq and is a predicted model, not a curated record.
CCAUCCAUGUCCAUGUAUACCCGCCCCCCCUGGCGCUCGGAUCGCUUCAUCCGCCUCCAUUCGUGAUCAUCUGGCAGUCGUUGGGACGUCUCGUGUCAAGCUGGCAUCUGCUCGAUACAUCAUCUACAGCACUCGCGCCACCCGUAGUCGGCUCGUGGCCGCGGACACAGCCGGUAAAUCGUCAUCGCGUACGUCUUCCUCGAGGCGCUUUGCGUGACGCCGCGACACCGACGUACGCGCCUCGCGCCCCCGGCUGUUUACGCCUCGCAGAUCUCCUUUGCUCGUUCAACUUCCCCAUCCCAACAUCUCGCAGCUGCGCCCUCGUCACCUCUACAGCCCUCCAUCCUCUCGUUCAAAUCCUUUUCUCACACCAGAUAGGCGGCAGGCAGCAGAGCACGCAUGGUCGAGCGGGCCAUGUCGCCCUAAGUUGUCGGUCAACACUUUCAAGCAGAGGCGCAUUCUGUCAUCAUGAGUCGCAGACAGCGCGAAUGGGGGGGAGGUGCGGUGAGCUCGAGUAGUGGUGGACACGGUGCAGGCCCGAGCUCUGGCAGCGCAACAGCAGGAGCAGGAGCAGGUGCAGCAGGGACAGGGUCGUCGCGAAUCAUCAACCAGAAAGCAGCCCUAGCAUCAGCCUAUCAAGAACUGGGUAAGGAACUAGCUUCAGGCAAGCUUAAAAGCGUUGGCAGCUACACGCUAGGCAGACCGAUUGGCGAAGGAACGUUUGGAAAAGUCAGAAUGGGGGUUCAUAGACUCACGGGCACUCGAGUGGCCAUCAAGCAGGUACCCAAAGCUCAUAGUGCCAGUCUCACCAGGGAGAUCCAUCAUCAUAGACGUCUGCACCAUCCUCACGUCAUGCAGCUCUACGAAGUCAUUGCUACCGAGAGCAACAUCUGGAUGGUGUCUGAGCUGUGCGCAGGCGGAGAGCUGUACGACUACCUGGUGGAGCGAGGCACGAUGCCGGAACCUGAAGCUAGAAGGCUAUUUGGCCAGCUUUGCUUGGCAGUAGCAUACAUCCAUGGGAGAGGCAUCGUGCAUCGAGAUCUCAAACUCGAAAACGUGCUCUUGGAUGAGCGCUGCAAUGUCAAGCUGGGAGACUUUGGCUUUACGCGAGAGUUUGAGGGAAAGAGGCUCAUGGAUACCUUUUGUGGCACGACGGGCUAUGCUGCGCCAGAAAUGCUUGCUGGAAAAAAGUACACGGGAGAAGAGGUGGACAUCUGGUCACUAGGUGUCAUCCUGUACGCUUUGCUCUGUGGAACCCUGCCUUUCGACGACGAUGACGAGGCAGUCAUGAAGGAAAAGAUCUUGGCUUGCGAAUUCGACCUGCCAGACCUCAUCUCGGAAGAGUCCAAGGACCUAUUAAGCUCCGUCUUGCAGUUGGACCCCACCAGUCGACCGUCCAUCAAGAGCAUCCUGAGCCAUCCUUGGUUCAGCAAAAUCAUGAUCAGCAGCCCGAUGUCGCCUCUCGAUGAAGAUGCGGCGGCGGCCGAGCCAUCGUACUUUGUCAAUCCGCCUGCUUCCAGCAGCGGUCCUAGAGGGAGGGAGUCAAAUCCAAAGCCGAGCGAUCCGGCAGCGGGAGAGCGAAGCGCUCCAGCAAAUGGCGCACACGAGGAGCUGGGCGCGGCCACUGAUGCCCAGGCAGAUGCCACUUCUCCUCCCGCAUCCACAGAAACGAGCUACGAAACAGCUCCGACCAGGUCAUUGGAAGAGCCGCUCGACUCGUCGCAUCAAGUGACGAUGACCCCGCUUCCGAGUGGCAGCAAAGCGGACAGGACUUCGGUCGAGCAGCUCGGUGCGCGGUCGUCCCACCCCUCUAAUUUUUCGGAAGCCAGCUUCCACACAGUCAUGAGUGACAGUGGCAGCAGCGACCAGCGCUCGAGCAGGACGGGAGGCACUAGUCCCAUCACGGACUCCACUUCGGAACAUGACGAGCCCACGGGCUCUGGCGGACAGGGAAGCGGCACCUCUCCAGUCAGGAAAUCGUCGACUGCGUCGGGCGAGUCCACAGACACUGCUCCUACAAAGACAAGAGGGCUUGCUUUGCACAAGAACGAAUCGCAGACCACGAUCCGACGGGAAGGCUCAAACGGCAGCGAUGUAUCGAGAGGUAGGGGCAAUUCCAUUGCGGCUCCGGCUGGCAAGGCUGCGGCGUCGACGCUCCCAACCCAUCAUGAGGGACCUGCUGCACUGGAAGAGUCGGCGGAAUCGGAGACCGAGGACGUGCAUACAUCCUCGCGGCCGCCCUCGGCGCUUUCCGCUCGGCUGGCGCGCGCAGGAUCUCAAAGUUCUGCGAGAGGUCACGCUCGGACACCAUCGAGGACGAAACGUCGCUCGCUUUCGUCAGGCGGCCUUUCAGAUCAUCAUCCUCCUCAUUUGGCGCCCAAGCCAGUGAAUUAUGUGGCCUUACUGGAGGAUGCUUCUCCUGCACUCUUCACAAGUGUUGUGGAACAAAAUCUGCUGCAUUCACUCAGCAAUCUCGGUCUGGACGUCGGUCAGGUGGUUCACAGCGUCUUGACAGAUGCUUGCGAUGCCAGCGGCGGCCUGUGGUGGUUGCUCAAGCUCAAGGCAUCAGACGCACAAGAUGCAGCCCUCGCGCUGCCUGCUUCUGCAGGUAGCGUCGUGUCUAGCUCAGCCCCUCGUCUUGGCCCGGCACCGCCUCCAAUUCCCAUCAAGGAUCCUAAUCGACCCUCCAGCACAACCGCCAGUCCGUCCAAGAAGGACGAAAGUCUCUCCGAGGCUUCCAUGACGCCCCGAGCUACCUCUGUCGGAGCCAAGCCAGCCAAAGUCCCGCCGCUCAAACUUGCCAAGGAGAGCGAACGACCUUCCACCGCGCCGGCCUUGACGCCGACCAGCGAUACAGGCAAAUUCCCCAGCACUACAAUUGCUGAAUCCGCGUCCACCCAAACCGGGGGCAACGCACCCAUCGGCCCGAUCCAGACUGUGCCCAGACCUGUGCGAGCUGAUCGGAAUCGCACGAGCUCCUUUAGCAUCAAGCUGUCCAGUGUGCUAGCGAAUGCUGCACGUAAAGAUUCCGGCGAUGGUGCUGGUGAAGAUGGAGAUGAUGUGGCAGUGCCAGAGCGCUCCAAAAGCCCUGUCAGCAUGCUGUUCGGCAGUAGAAAGGUGGGUGGCACGGUCAAGGAUAAGACCAGGCAAGGCUCGCCAGCUGCUCCAAGCACCGCUCUGCCUGCGAGUCGAAGCGCCCUCGCCAAUUUGAAUACGGGUUCCAGAUUGCCUGAUGGCACGCCCUCGCCGAGACCGAAGAAAGACCCAGCGCGAGAUAGAGAACGCAUCCGGUCGUUGAUGGCAGGGAAGGAGGCCGACGACGACGAGUCCUUGACACAGGGAAGUCCUCGGCCGGUCACAAAGUCGCCUGGUACGCCUGGCAAGGCCAAGGCAUCAUCCCGGCUAGAGUUGAGUGCACCCAUGACGAAAUCGGUGGACACUUUCAGCACCGUGUCUAGCACCAACGACGAGGUCAAGUCAUCCACAUCCAAACCACGGCUCAAGUCCAACUUCCUCAGCACCGUGAGGACAUGGCUCGGUGCCGAGGACAAGCAGGGAAAACGCAGGCGCAAAGCGAAUGCGAGCGGAUCGUCCACCAAGACGGGCUCCGUUUAUGGGCACGACGGCUUGGGAUCUUUGCAUCAGGGCUCUGUGGCUCGACGUAGCAGCGUCAGUCGGCGUGCCAAUCCGUACCCGACCGGAUCUAUGGCUGGUCCUGUGCGAUCUCCUCGCAGCCCGCAAAGGGGCUCCUUGAGCCGCCGCAGCUCUUCUGGCAGCGCACACCUCUUCGAUGGUCAUUUGGGCGGUGGCCCGCCCAUCAGGCCUGUCAAUCUGCGUCGUCAGAGCGCCGGAAGCAUCACGCCCACUGCGACCCUGCAUGGCGGUGACGCGGCAGAAUUUGCCCACUUUGGAGCUUUGCAACGAUCGAGACCGUCGAGCUCGCAAUCUCUUCAUAGACCGCCUCAUGCUGGCUUGCAUCACAAACAGGGGUCCGCCAGUAGUUCUGGCUCUUUUAUGCGGCAGCAGCAACAACAGGGCAGCAUGCGCGGCGCGCACAGCAGACGACCCAGCACGGAUGGCGGGACCACCGUCAGGCGGCAUCGCCAGUACCCAAGCGUCCACUCUUUGACCGACAGACCGCGAUCCGAGGCUAGCAAUUCUCGACCAUCUUCCUUGUACGCACCAGCCGUGGCGGAGGAAAAUGAGGAAGAGUCGCAGGGAGGUCAUGGAGCGGCGACUCCACGUCGAGUGUCGCUGGAGUCGAGAUCGGCAAUGGCGGAAGGCAGUCAAGGUCGCGCUUCGCCCGUCGUGCAGCAGGCUCAUGCCCACGCACCUCAUCGGGCGAGCGUGUUUGUGGCGCACAAAUCCAGAUCACCCUAUGGACCGCCUUCGGCAAGUCCGAUGCUGCAGAGCGCUCUACACUCCAAGCUCUCUUCGCCUAAUCCCACGCCUGCGGCCCAUGGCGAAGCACCUGCUGCUGGAACGGGAAUGUGGAGGAGAAGUUGGGGUCGACCUCCUCCCAGCUGGGCUGGCCCCGUGGACAUGGGCCCGACGAGAAGCGAGCUCGCGGCUGCAGCCUUGAUCGCCCGACCCAAACUUCGAGACGUUUUUGCGGAUCGCGAAGAUGACGAGUGGGAAGAUGAGGAUGACGAACCUACGUAUGCAGGCGGUCUGGGCCAGCUGGACUCCUUUGGAUCUGGCUGGCGUGGCACCUCUAGGAAUACCGCAGGCUCUGGCUUUGAAUCCAUGUUUGGGGGAAUAAACAGCGGGAGAAGCGUCUCUGGCCUUCCACCUACAUCCACCACGGCCUUUGGCACACCUUCUCGCAUCGGCUUUGGGAACAGCGAAGGUAGCCUGCUAUCAUCUGGAAGAUAUGCGGGCGUGCGUUCCAUCUUUCAGCCUCCUUCCUUGGGCCGUGACACAGCACCUCGACUUUUAUCGAUGCAGAUAAACGCCGAUGAAGAUGCUUCCGCUGGAUCUGCCCUGGGUUCUGCGUCGGAUACGAAUUCUGCGGACAAGUCGACGUUGGGCGCGCCUUCGAAUAAGGAUGCGCCUCCGAACAACUUGACCGGUGUUGCGCCGGCAGCGCCUGCUUCUGGCCUCAUGGGCACGGGCACAGCUAGGCUUCGCGGGCCGACGCCGGCUUUCAAGACCAUCACGAUCGAAGAGGAAGAGGAGGAUGAGUAGUGCGGCAUGCGGCUGAGCAACCCUCUCUUUGGAAAGAAAAAAAGUGUCUUUACGCGAGUCGUCUUUUGGCUUUCCCGCGGUUCGAUUUGCCUCCUUGCCCGCCCGCAUCACCUUUGCGACUCGAGAUCUGUCACGGCCUUUUCGACUCCCCAUUUCAACUGGCACACGUCCCUUGCUCGGACGUUCUCCUCUUGCACCUGGACGGCUACGAAUUUCGCUCGACAAACCUCCAAAAUUUCUGCGCAUUUUUGAUACCAAAGGACACUAUUCACUUUUGCUCGUCGGCGUCAUUUUCCCCAUUGAUCGACUUUUGCCAAGCCAUACGUUCCGAGAGCACGAUUCUUUUCUUCCCCCC